This is a messenger RNA of Aspergillus sclerotioniger CBS 115572, 1195 nucleotides long. RefSeq names its product RNA-binding ATPase activator ESF2. Gene Ontology annotation, molecular function: RNA binding. Lineage: Eukaryota; Fungi; Ascomycota; Eurotiomycetes; Eurotiales; Aspergillaceae. Gene Ontology annotation, biological process: small-subunit processome assembly; endonucleolytic cleavage in ITS1 to separate SSU-rRNA from 5.8S rRNA and LSU-rRNA from tricistronic rRNA transcript (SSU-rRNA, 5.8S rRNA, LSU-rRNA); endonucleolytic cleavage in 5'-ETS of tricistronic rRNA transcript (SSU-rRNA, 5.8S rRNA, LSU-rRNA). Gene Ontology annotation, cellular component: nucleolus. The transcript is spliced from 3 exons. The coding region runs from base 36 to 1004 and encodes 322 amino acids. The record is from RefSeq and is a predicted model, not a curated record.
CAGCUCCACACAAUCCUACAGCCCAGCCAAACAAAAUGACGACCCGCAAACGGAACGAAUUCCUGGACAUCGUCGCCAGCGACGACUCCGACGCCAACGACCACGGCUACGACUCCGAAGCCGCAGAAGCAGAGAAGAGCAAAGGCCGGGCCGUGAAGCGGCGCCGCACGCAACCCGAACCACAAUCCCAAACCGAUCUGCACGGGCUCAACUCUGACUCUGACGAUGGGGGCGCCUCAGACGAAAGCGAAGACGAACGUGUAUUUAAGGGCAGAGGCAAGGCCAAGGCCAAGGCAAAGAAAACCGCCGCGGACGACGACACCAACGACUCCGAAGACGAAGCCACCAACCAUCCCGACGAAGACGACAACUACCUCGACGCCACCCCCGCAGCACCCCCAAAACAAUCAACACGAGCAAACCGCCCAAGAAGAACAAAACAGCCAUUUGCCUUGAAGGCUCUUUUGGAGAAACGGUCAUUCGGACCUAUUACGAGGGUGUUUCUUUCGCCGGAGGUGCGGUCUGCGUCGGCGCCUCGGAAACGGUUGAAUAAGCGGAAGACAUACUCGGAUGGGUGGGUGGAGUUUGCGUCGAAGAAGACGGCUAAGGUGUGUGCGGAGACGUUGAAUGCGAAUAUUAUUGGUGGGAGGAAGGGCGGGUGGUAUCAUGAUGAUGUGUGGAAUAUGAAGUAUUUGAGGGGGUUUAAGUGGGCGGAUCUUACGGAGCAGAUUCAGAGGGAGAGGUCGGAGAGAGAGGCCAGACAGAGAGUCGAGGAUUCGAAGGCCAGGAAGGAGGAUAAGGUGUUUUUGGAGGGGUAUGAGAGGGGCAAGGUUAUUGAGGGGAUUCAGAAGAAGAAUGCGGAGAAGGGGAAGAAGAGUGGGAAGGAGGAGCAGAAGGUUCGUAUGGUGUUUAAGCAGAGUGAGGUUAAGCAGGGGAGGGAUAAGAUUGCGGAUCCGGGGCAAAUGGGAGAUGAGACGAAGAGGGUGUUGGGGAAGAUCUUUUGAUGUGUCUGACUGUGUGGAUCACUAUAUUUGGCUUGUUGAGAUAUCCCAAUAUUGUUUGUGAGUUACUGCUGGAGAUGUAAUUUUAGAUUGGUAGGUGGCUAUCUGGAUCUUGCUCAGUCGGGAUUGGAGACUGUCUAUAGAUCUAGUUUUGUAUAGCUUUAUAUCACGUGAUACAACGACAUUUGGGCCUA